Messenger RNA from Pogonomyrmex barbatus (red harvester ant), 2938 nucleotides. RefSeq names its product growth factor receptor-bound protein 14. The record is from RefSeq and is a predicted model, not a curated record. NCBI's taxonomy places the organism in Eukaryota, Metazoa, Arthropoda, Insecta, Hymenoptera, Formicidae. Gene Ontology annotation, biological process: signal transduction.
CUCUCCGUAGUACUACGCGGGACGUCACGCGAGCGGUAUGUUACACGUUUUUGUAUCCCGUUUGGUUAGAAGCGACGAGCGACGGGGCUGCAAGUCGAUUGUUUGGCGUGGCGCGAGUUUGUCCGAGAAGAGAAUCGUCGCGUCCGCGACGAAAGCGCGCGUUCCAUUCCGGCCGUUGCGAACGACCGGGCGUUUUCGUCACGCUUCGCCUUCUUGUGUUUACGUUCGCGAGUGAGCGAGUGCGCGCGCGCGCGCGCCCCGCCGUCGCUGCCGCCGUCGUGUUUAGUUCACCGAGAAACUUCAGACUUGGAGGCGAGCGUGAGAGAAGACGACCGUGAAUGUGCCAAAGAUGUUGGAUUAUUUAUCGCGCGAACAAUUCACCGCGAUCGCACGCGAUCCCAGCGCAAUCCCUAAUUUUGACUGGGACUGCGCGUAAACGAAAAACGUGAAGUUCGCCGGCGGGAAGAGACCUGAAGUUGCCGCUUGAAGCGUAGAAGCAACGGGCGGACCGGCCCGCCGUGGGUUCUCGGCAAUUUUCGGCGGUCGUCGUCGCAGCGCCGCGCCGCGUUACGCCGCGGUACGAAAUAUCGUGAGGGUUAGUUGACCCGGCGCGUCGUCGCGUCACGUUUGUUCUUACCUUUGCGAGCGUAAUUCGCAUGGAGAUACGAAUUGCACGUGCGCGCAUGUAAUUGUCGAGGCACGUGUCGGGCGAGCGACGCGAGUGAUAAAUAUUCCGAUUUCUUCCGCGUCUCUCCGUGACGGUAAUUUACAUCGAAAAUUCACGCUACGUUGAAAUCACCGUGUGAAACGUGCGCGUGUGUCAUAUGUAUAUAUAUAUGUGUAUGUGUGUAUGUGUGCUGUGUGUCUGUGUGUGUAUAUGUGAAAGAAAAAUGUGCGACGUGCUCGGAAACCACGUGUAACGUCGCGUUUUCUCAGGUCGAAGAUCAGACGCGACCCAUCUCCGCGAAGCUUCUUACGGUACGCGACAUCGAAAAAGAGCUUGUGCAUUAGUGAAUCAUCGGUGUUAUCUAUUCCAUAUACGAAGAAUUUUCGAGCCGCAGCUCGAGUGUCGUGAUUUAUUUCAUCUCCUCACGUUCACGCGACUCGAGUUCGAGAAUCAUCCGUGAUUCGCGCGAGACUCGGCGCGACCGGAAGUGAGUCCCUCGCGAGCCGAGCUCGGUUCUGCUUUGGUUCGCGGCGAACGGUGCGAGGAUGCGCGCGAGCGAACUGGCGUCUUUCCGCGUAAAACGACGCGGAUGACAAAACUCGUAAUAUCGCGUCGCACUUGGCACGGUGAAGAACGUUCUCGUUUUCGCGAGCUUCGUCGUCGUUGGUGUGCACCGUGAACGCGGGGGUGUAACCGUGUGUGAGAACAGUGUGCGAAUUUUAGUGUGCGCGAGACGACAAUCGCACGAAAGGGAAAUACCAUCGGCCAUUUGACGCAAGAUGGAUUACCAGCGGCUGCUGUCCAACAAUAACAACAAUUAUCCCACGCAUCAUCAUUGGUUCCCGAAGAUGUGCUCCUGCCUCGACGGCAGCUCCACGCUGCCGAGUAAUCGAGCCGCAAGCUACGAAAGGCUCGGUUCCGAUCUCACGAUCUUCGAGCUCAACAGCACCAGGAGUCGAAGAAGAGAUCAGGAUUCGAUCGACAGCGAAAGACAGGAAGAAUUGCGGUUCUACAAUAAUGAUCACACCUUUACAACCGUGGUCGUGGAGAAGAAUCUUCGAACUAUCGAUCUCUGCGAACUGCUUAAAGUAAAAAGAAACACGAUCGGCGCAGCCUGGUCGAUAAUUGAGACAUGGCCGAAACUUGGAAUCGAACGUACGUUAGAAGACCACGAAGAUAUCCUCGCUGUUCAUAGGGAAUUGGAAAUGUUCGCUUCGCGGUACGAGAGGAGGUUCUAUUUCAAUCAGGACUUUUUGAAAUACGAAGUAUUCAUUAAGCCAAUGCAAUUUUUUCCCGCGGACAUGAUCACGUUUCCCAGCGGGGAGGAGAGGGGCACGUUCACCGACGCCGAGAGCGCGCUAAGGAAUUACCUGUUACGGGAGGAUAGCGAGUGCCCGUACGUAUUCAGCAUGGUUUGGAUGCGAAAUGCGAGUUCAAGCUGGAAGAAGAUGUACAUGCUACUCCAAGGCCGGAAACUCUACACGACAAAGAAAGUGAGUGAAUCACAUUCUCGUGUUAGUAAUUGCGAUUUUUAUUUUGUAAUUUAAUUCGUAUUACGUGCGAUUUUAAAUCAAUGUGGUGUACUUGUCGGCAGACUCUCUCUCUCUCUCUCUCUCUUUCUCUCUCUGUCUCUCUGUCUCUCUCGCUCGCUCUCGACGAGUUCCUCUUCUAAGUCACGAUUCCGAAUACGAAUUAUGAAGCUUUAAACGGUCCGCGAAAGAAUUACUCAGCGUUGCUGGCCACUCAAUUCAAACGCACGCAUUAUCUUCCAUUUUGCGGCUACAGGCUGACGUCUCGGAAUACGGGAAGACGUUACGGUUGUUACGUUACAUAAAGAAAUACUGCUUCCCAAUGUUAAUAGGGGAAACACAUAUUCAGCGCGUGAUGAUUAAUACGUUAACAUGAAGCGAUGGUGAGUUUCUCUUCUUUUCCUACGCUCGAUUAUCUUUAUGCGAUCGCAGUAGAAAAUGUAAUUUCGCGACGGAGAUCGGGUUCUUCUCUGACUCAUCGUCGGUGAAACGUUCUUUAAAGACCGAGUAAGCGAUUCCUAGACGAUAAACGGUCGUCAAGACUCUACGUGCAUCGAUGCGCAUAGUUCUCGCAGGUGUUAACACUUUUCUCAAGGACUUUACGGUGCCCGUCCGUUACACACGAUGAGUAGUCAGGACGUAUCGCUGGCAAUUUAUUUGUAAGCCAUUAAACGACAUUAACAUGUAACAGCUGGGACGCUUUUGUAGCGGAAGAUACGAGAAACUUGCUACUUUUUUUUUU